Lachancea lanzarotensis is the source of this 2121-nucleotide messenger RNA. It is a transcript of the gene SLS1, whose product is annotated as LALA0S03e02124g1_1. The record is from RefSeq and is a predicted model, not a curated record. Gene Ontology annotation, cellular component: mitochondrial inner membrane. The transcript has a single exon. Bases 1 to 2121 code for a protein of 706 amino acids. NCBI's taxonomy places the organism in Eukaryota, Fungi, Ascomycota, Saccharomycetes, Saccharomycetales, Saccharomycetaceae.
AUGCUUCUUUUUCCGUUCAGAAAAGUGAGAUUAGGGUCCCGAUGUAGCCUGCCCAUAUGCUGUCCAAGACGACUCUCUGGAACAACCAAGGUAGCUAACCAGAGAGUAACCAAUUCCACAGUAGCUCCAGAGCUGCUCAACACAAGAGGUAAGAAAUUGAAGCCUCAAAAGACCCAGAUUGUGAUCUUGGGACCCCGGGAAGCGGGUCUGGUGAAAAACCGUAAAAGAACUCCGGCCUAUUUUCAGCGCGGUGAUGGCCAAAAAAAUCGGGAAAACCGUCUCAGUGCGCUACAAGGCGUCGAAUUCGACCACGCAAGAUCAGAUACGUCACCGGCGGACGUAGCGCAAGAAAUUGAGUCCCAACGGCUGAAAUUGCUGGUCUUCAAGAAUAAUGUGCCCAAAGAACAGGUCAUCAAGUCGAUCCACGAUUUGACACCGGGAUCUGAUGCACAACUUAUGUCUGUAAAACGCUACGAGCAACUGCGAUCGCUGUUAGACCUUGCAUACACCCUCCCGCAGCUUAGAGAAUACACCAAGCAAUAUCACCAAUUGCCUAUUGCGAAAUCCACGCCGAAAAAAGCACUUAUUUUAACCAUCCUAAACAGACUUUGGAGGUGUCAAAUCAACCAAUCGGAAAGCGAGAGUAAUGACCUCCUAGUGGAGCGGAUCGUAGACGUACAAACAAGAGACAUCUAUCUGUUGCUGUUGACCAACAACGGUAAGAUUCUUCAGAAUUUCGCGCGUCUUGGAGCAACCGUUGCGGUGGCUCUCGGUGAAAAUAAGAUCAUUGUUCGUGCCACCAAAUCGCUGGUAAAAUACGUCGAGGUAUCGUUGCGCAAAAUCCUUGAUAAUGUGCAGCGUGAAAUCAUGUCUGUAGACGACUUGAUUAAAGAUCACAGUUAUCAAGGCGUUAAGCCGAUUUCUCCAGCUGUUCUUGCGAAUCUUGUUCAAAAGGAGAGUGCAACGUUCUUUGAGGAGUUGUCCGACGAGAACCCGGGCACUUACGCUAUCACUAGUUUCGGCACCAAGCGUAUAAGGCGCGCGAAGAACCUACUAUUAUGGGCACUGGAAUACAGCCCACAGGUCUCUGAGACCGUGAAGUUUUUUGGUGAGCAGGACCAGUCUCACUACAUGGCAUUCCCAUUCACAGAGAUUGACGGUUUGGAUUGGAUACGAAGAAAAAGCGAUUGGUUUCGCUUGCAGAGACCCAUCGUAAAAGGACCUUCGCAGAUAGUCGAAACUAGUCCGGGCUCUUCAGUUUUCACGGAAAAGAAACUAGAUGAGCUCUACCAGGAGAUAGCGGGAAGCACUGCAACGAAUCUUAUACCAGAUUUCAAGAGUGAUGUAAGUGCAAAGACGUGGAGCGUUACAUUAGGCCAAAUUUUGACAGAUGAAAAACAGCAGUCUACUAUUUUUCAGCCGAAAGUAAGCGGUAUCGUUCACAAAUUGAUGCAGCUACCACUUUAUGACGACAUAGCCACCCAAGACGAGCUGUACACUGUUGAUCAACAUGAAUAUUACGUUCAAUUAAAGCUUAUUCCCAAAACUGACAGUUCGUUGCAUGCAAGGAACAUUCCGCCUUUGGAAAUGUGGUUCGAACUUGACGACGACGACAAAGCCAUCAACAGUUCUCUGCGAUGCCUGCUGCAUACUGAGGACAGGAAUCUGCUUUUGAAGACUCCUCAUUUAUCGCAUGAUUUGAAAGUCACGAUGGAUCGCACGGUCGAAGUGGCCAGACCGUAUGAUGAAGCCCCACACAGCUGGCUGGAAGACCAACCUGGUUUGAAGGAGUUUCUCCUUCGGGCUCGUCUCACAUUUCAAGAGGGCGAAAAACUGUCAGUGCCUAAGCAGCUGACAUUUAAUCUGCAUUUUAAGGAUGGUUUGGCUCCGGAACCAGUUGUUUUUGAAUACGUGAACGUAAGAUAUCACCGCAUUUUGAAAAUGAAGCUCGACGACAAGUAUCUAGCGCAGUUUUCGGACAUCAACGGUGGAUCCCGCGGUGGUCGCUUCAAACAAAUAGAUUUCGUCAAGCCUGAUGGUGGAGAAAUCACUCGCCAAGAGUUUGGUCAGUUAAUCACCCGAGUAGCCGAUUUCAUGGUAGGACCUGUAGAUAAACAUUAA